Molecule: messenger RNA, 315 nt
Organism: Ilex paraguariensis (yerba mate)
Lineage: Eukaryota; Viridiplantae; Streptophyta; Magnoliopsida; Aquifoliales; Aquifoliaceae
Source: the annotation of a GenBank genome assembly
AUGUUUGAGAGUUUUGAUAUUUUAUCGAGUGCAUUUCAUGCAUUAAUUUUCUCUCUGUAUACCCUAGUGCUUCUGCAUUUCAUUGUCAACGAGCACGCCAGUAACAAGAGUACGAACUCUAUUAUAUACAAAAAUCUGAAUUUUAUGUUGCGAUCUGAGAGAGAGAGAGAGAGAGAGAGAGAGAAAUCUACGGAAGAGGGUAUGGUUGUGGCCACGGUUCAAGGAAGUCUAACCAAAUAUAACGGGAUCACUGGAAUCCCAAAAGUGCAUGAUCCAGGGUCACACAACCACAAAUGGGGUGUGUGCGCGACCUAG